AUGGCAACCCGCGAUCCAGGCGAUAUCGCCGCUGAUGCUCUCAACGACUUCUUCGGCCAACUUUACACCUUCUGCGAGACUAUCUUUACUCGGUUCUUCGGAAACCUCUAUGCCUCCUUCGCUGAUGUGAGCAUCAACCGCUGGACAAAGGUUAUUUUGUCUGUGGUUGGCUACAUUCUCGUCCGGCCAUACAUCGAGCGUUUCUUCAAGUACAUGCACGACCGAGAUCGCAAGAAGCAGAUGGAGAAGGAAAAGGCCAAGAAGGAUGCCAGGAAGGCUAAGGUGUCAGCUAAUGAGCUCCGUGGCGGUGGCGGCGGUGGCAGGGUUCUCGGAGAAGUGGAGAACACGGACGAUGAGAUUGAAGAUGGCGAGGACUUCGCGACGGCGAGCGGCGUGCCUGAGUGGGGAAAGAACGCCCGGAAGAGGCAGAAGAAGUACAUGAAGAACUUGGAGAAGGAGGCUGAGAGCCGGACACACAACCUUUCCGAAGAACAGCUUAUGGAGCUGCUGGAUUGGAGUGAGUCGGAGGAUGAGAAGAGCGCGGGUAAGAAGGAUACUAAUGUUUGCGAUUUUCUCCAUCCUGUUGGUAGUAUGCCCAAGGCCCUUGGAGUUCCAAGUUAUCGGGUCGGAGAGAGAGGCCCAUCUUCUAACGGAUUGAAAGGAUAUGUUACAGUCAAAAAUCCAGAUUCUGGACAACUAAGUAACUUCUCCACUCCCCUGACAGACGAGGCAAAUGCUUUUGCAAAACAAGCCGAGAGUGGUGAUCAAUGGGUCAAUGAUGGCAGGAAGCUGCACCCGGCAUUGGUUUUGAUACAUCUGCCGAUACAGCAUCCGGUACAGUAUCCGAUACACUUCCGAUACAGUCAACUGACUUCGCGUGGGGUAUGA
Aspergillus niger is the source of this 888-nucleotide messenger RNA. RefSeq lists its product as uncharacterized. NCBI's taxonomy places the organism in Eukaryota, Fungi, Ascomycota, Eurotiomycetes, Eurotiales, Aspergillaceae. The transcript has 4 exons. Gene Ontology annotation, biological process: protein transport. The record is from RefSeq and is a predicted model, not a curated record. The coding region runs from base 1 to 888 and encodes 295 amino acids.